AUGGUUCCCGCUGAUCAAACAGACGAAUCUUCUGCUCUGCUGUCAGCGCGUCUUCUGGCCUUCACACCAGACUCUACAGGCCUGAUUUCUCUGGUUACUGGUACACAACAGAUUGCCUACCUUGACCUUCAGACGGGCUGUGAACGUUGGAGCUUCACUCCCAGUGCUGACUCCAGUCUCUGCGCGCCACGCCCUGUCGCAGUCGCCCUUCGCACACCUACGGUACCGACGUCGUCCUGCCCCGUCCGUCUAGAUCUGCGUCUUUCUAUCCUGUACACCAACAGUCAGCUGGUUGAGUGGCAAGUACCCAUCAGUGUUGAACCUUGUUCAGAAUCUGGGACCGGUAAGUUCAAGGUGUCAGUGAAGGAACACCCUGUGCAGGAUCCCUGGCUACUUGAGUUCUGGGCCAGCGUGGGCAAGGAGUGGAAUCGGCGGCUGCCGCCUUUUCACUCGAUGGACUACCUGGGACCGUCAGGAGACUGUUGGAUUCUUGUAUCUGCUGGGUUUGUGGUGUAUCUGGACCGCACAAAGCCAUAUAAGGCCACAGAUGUUAAAGCCGCCGUGCGAAGGCAGAAUAAGGAGGGAAGGGACCUAUGCCUGAGGGUGUCCGCAAACUUCCAGACAGCAAUUCAGGCGACUGUGUUGCCCGACCGUGUGGCUAUUAUGCAAAUCGACACGCCCGAAAUCUUGCUCAAACUACCUGCCCCUCUCCACAAGAAACGCUUUGGAACAUAG
Dibothriocephalus latus is the source of this 735-nucleotide messenger RNA. The record is from the annotation of a GenBank genome assembly. Lineage: Eukaryota; Metazoa; Platyhelminthes; Cestoda; Diphyllobothriidea; Diphyllobothriidae.